GUUUCAUUACAUUUUGCAUUCCUUCUUCCCUAAAAUCUCUGAAUGCAAAAGUGCUUAUACUCCCCCUCCGUCCUAUGCGGAAAACGGUCUUUGAAAUCUUCGCCUUUGAUCUCCUCAUUUUCUUGUUGUGAGGAAGUUGACACUGACGUCGCUCUGCAGCAUUCUGCUCUCAUUUCAGCCGUUGGGGCCCGCUAUCUCAUUCACUUAGUUUUCUCAUAAUCUUCUUUCGCACACGCUUUUUAGAUUCAACCGCAUCGCUUUCUUUCGAUCUCUGCAUUCGAAACGCCAUUCCAGGUCUCCACCACAGAGGAAGUCGGGGGAAGGUUUUUCUCUUGCGGGGCUUGGAAAAGGCUUGUACCAUUUCGACAUGCGGGGACGACUUAUUGAUCCGUACAAGCGAGUGGCUUCCAAGGAUCACAUAAUUUCGUAUGACAAAGAAGAAAAUUCAGGGCGUUUACUGACUGGAAAACCUUCUUGGAAGCGCUCAUUGCGGCAUAUAUUAGUGGCUUCCAUUUCUUCAUUUUUAUAUGGCUAUCAUCUUGGAGUAGUCAAUGAAACCUUAGAGAGCAUUUCUAUAGACCUUGGGUUUAGAGGGAACACCAUGGCUGAAGGUCUGGUAGUAAGUACAUCUUUGGGUGGUGCUUUUGUUGGAUCUCUGUUCAGUGGGUGGGUUGCAGAUGGGGUCGGACGUAGAAGGGCAUUCCAGUUAUGUGCUUUGCCUAUGAUCAUUGGGGCAUCAAUGAGUGCAACAACAAAAAGCCUGUGGGGUAUGCUUUUGGGAAGGUUAUUUGUUGGCAUUGGAAUGGGACUUGGCCCACCUGUUGCAGCUCUUUAUGUGGCUGAGGUGUCACCCACAGCUGUAAGGGGUGCUUUUGGUAGCGUAACUCAAAUUGCAGCAUGUUUUGGACUUAUGGGCUCUCUAUUUAUUGGAUUCCCAUCCAAAGAAUUAGUGGGUUGGUGGCGGAUUUGUUUCUGGGUAUCUGCCAUUCCUGCUGCAAUACUGGCCUUUUUCAUGGAGUUCUGCGCUGAGAGUCCUCAUUGGCUUUAUAAGAGGGGAAGAAGCAAUGAGGCUGAAGCAGAAUUUGAGAAGCUCUUGGGAGGGAUACAUGUGAAACCUGCAAUGACUGAACUGUUGAGGACUGGAAGAGAUGAUGAGACUGAUAAGGUGAAACUUUCAGAAUUACUCUGUGGCCGUCAUUUCAAAGUGAUGUUCAUUGGAUCUACGCUUUUUGCUUUACAGCAGCUAUCUGGCAUAAAUGCUGUUUUUUAUUUCUCUUCGGCUGUCUUUAAAACCUUUGGUGUCCCAUCUGGCCUUGCAAACACAUGUGUAGGAAUUUGCAAUUUACUGGGGUCUGUUCUUGCAAUGAUUCUAAUGGAUAAACUUGGAAGGAAAGCGCUUCUCCUGUGGAGCUUUUUGGGCAUGGCGGUGGCAAUGGGUCUCCAAGUUAUUGCUGCAAGUUCUUUGGCGUCAGGGUCUGGAGCAAUGUAUUUAUCUGUUGGUGGCAUGUUGAUGUUUGUCCUGACAUUCUCUGUGGGAGCCGGUCCCGUACCUUCUCUUCUGCUAUCAGAAAUAUUACCCAGCAGGAUCAGGGCAAAGGCAUUGGCAAUUUGCUUGGCUGUGCAUUGGAUGAUUAAUUUCUUUGUUGGUCUGUUAUUUUUGCGCUUGCUGGAACAACUCGGGGCACAACUCCUGUAUACUAUUUUUGGCGCAUUCUGUCUGGUGGCAGUGAUAUUUGUGAAGAAUAAUGUUGUGGAAACAAAAGGAAAGUCACUACAAGAAAUUGAAGUUGCACUUCUUUCACAAGAAGCAGCAUAAAUGGUUAAAGAGGGGCAAGAUGAGUUAGGGAAUCUUCUGGCACAUGUACCUGUCCUCUUGGAAGGGUCACCAUAUAUAACGUAAUUCUAUUAAUAGCUUACUAGAAGGCCUAUGUAAAUUUCGAGUGUUUUUCUAUGUUUCUUGUCAAAUGUAAGAUUGAUGGCCACAUUGUGAUUAAUGAUCUUUGAGGACGACUAUAGCUACACAAUUGAUGUCAAAAUUUUGUUAUUCUUCACUUGGUCGAAGGAAUUCACGGAGGGUUGAACGUACAAUUUCAUACUUACGCAAGAUUUAAGGAGAUGCGAAUUGUCAAUUGAGCCAAGCGGUUCUGACAGUU
Neltuma alba is the source of this 2153-nucleotide messenger RNA. Its product is annotated as probable plastidic glucose transporter 3. The record is from RefSeq and is a predicted model, not a curated record. The transcript has 15 exons. Gene Ontology annotation, cellular component: membrane. Gene Ontology annotation, molecular function: hexose transmembrane transporter activity. The coding region runs from base 368 to 1816 and encodes 482 amino acids. Gene Ontology annotation, biological process: monosaccharide transmembrane transport. NCBI's taxonomy places the organism in Eukaryota, Viridiplantae, Streptophyta, Magnoliopsida, Fabales, Fabaceae.